Molecule: messenger RNA, 2219 nt
Organism: Otolemur garnettii (small-eared galago)
Lineage: Eukaryota; Metazoa; Chordata; Mammalia; Primates; Galagidae
Gene: KLF4
Product: Kruppel like factor 4
Exons: 5
Coding region: 392-1855 (487 amino acids)
Biological process (GO): regulation of transcription by RNA polymerase II
Molecular function (GO): RNA polymerase II cis-regulatory region sequence-specific DNA binding; DNA-binding transcription factor activity, RNA polymerase II-specific
Source: RefSeq, a predicted model, not a curated record
CGCAGCUCCGCGCCACCGCGGCCAGUCUCACCUGGCGGCGCCGCCCGCCCACCGCCCCGGCCACAGCCCCUGCGCCCACGGCAACAUCCGAGGCGACUGCGACAGCGGCGGGGGACGCUGCUGAGUCGAAGAGCACAGACUGGCUACCGGACCUACUUACUCGCCUCGCCGAUUGUCUACUUUUAAGAGUUUACAGCUUUUCUAAGAACUUUUGUAUACCAACGAACUUUCUUAAAACGUCUUCAAUUUAUAUUUAAUCCAAAGAAGAAGGAUCUCGGGGCAGUUUGGGGGUUUGGGUUUUGGCUUCGUUUCUAAGUUUUUCUACGUUGAUUUUGGGGUUCGGGUAACCCCCAGCUAAGGGCUCCCGAGGACUUUCUGGGCCCCCACAUUAAUGAGGCAGCCACCUGGCGAGUCUGACAUGGCUGUCAGCGACGCGCUGCUCCCGUCUUUCUCCACGUUUGCCUCCGGCCCGGCGGGAAGGGAGAAGUCACUGCGUCCGGCAGGUGCCCCGAAUAACCGCUGGCGGGAGGAGCUCUCCCACAUGAAGCGACUUCCCCCAGUGCUUCCUGGCCGCCCCUACGACCUGGCGGCGGCGACCGUGACCACAGACCUGGAGAGCGGCGGAGCCGGCGCGGCUUGCGGUGGUAGCAACGCGGCGCUUCUACCCCGGAGGGAGACGGAGGUGUUCAACGAUAACGAUCUCCUGGACCUGGACUUUAUCCUUUCCAACUCGCUGGCCCAUCCGGAGUCGGUGGCCGCCACCGUGUCCUCAUCGGCGUCAGCUUCAUCCUCGUCCUCCCCUUCGAGCAGCGGUCCUGCCAGCGCGCCCUCCACCUGUAGCUUCAGCUAUCCGAUUCGAGCCGGGGGCGACCCGGGCGUGGCGCCUGGCGGCACAGGCGGAGGCCUCCUCUAUGGCCGAGAGUCUGCGCCCCCUCCCACGGCUCCCUUCAACCUGGCGGACAUCAACGACGUGAGCCCCUCUGGCGGCUUCGUGGCCGAGCUCUUGAGGCCCGAACUGGACCCCGUGUACAUUCCGCCGCAGCAGCCGCAGCCGCCAGGUGGCGGGCUGAUGGGAAAGUUUGUGUUGAAGUCGUCGAUGAGCGCCCCUGGCAGCGAGUAUGGCAGUCCCUCGGUCAUCAGUGUUAGCAAAGGCAGCCCUGACGGCAGCCACCCGGUGGUAGCGGCGCCCUACAGUGGCGGGCCGCCGCGUAUGUGCCCAAAGAUCAAGCAGGAGGCAGUCCCCUCCUGCACCGUUGGCCGGCCCCUGGAGGCCCAUUUGGGCGCUGGACCCCCUCUCAGCAAUGGCCACCGGCCAACUGCACACGACUUCUCCUUGGGGCGGCCGCUCCCCAGCAGGACUACCCCGACUCUGGGUCCCGAGGAACUACUGAGCACCAGGGACUGUCACCCUGCCCUGCCGCUGCCCCCAGGCUUCCACCCGCACCCGGGUCCCAACUACCCACCCUUCCUGCCAGACCAGAUGCAGCCACAAGUCCCGCCGCUCCAUUACCAAGAACUCAUGCCACCGGGUUCCUGCAUUUCGGAGGAGCCCAAGCCAAAGAGGGGAAGAAGAUCAUGGCCUCGGAAAAGAACCGCCACCCACACUUGUGAUUACGCGGGCUGCGGCAAAACCUAUACAAAGAGUUCUCAUCUCAAGGCACACCUGCGAACCCACACAGGUGAGAAACCCUACCACUGUGACUGGGAUGGCUGUGGGUGGAAAUUCGCCCGGUCAGAUGAACUGACAAGGCACUACCGCAAACACACCGGGCACCGCCCGUUCCAGUGCCAGAAGUGCGACCGUGCAUUUUCUAGGUCGGACCACCUCGCCUUACACAUGAAGAGACACUUUUAAGUCUCAAACAGUGGAUAUGACCCACACUGCCAGAAGAGAAUUCAGUAUUUUAUACUUUUCACAUUGUCUUCCCCGAGGAGGAAGGGGAAGAGCCCAGCUGGAAAGUGCGACAAUCAUGGUCAAGUUCCCACCUGAGUCAACUUGUGAUCAGGAAACACGAGGAAGCCAAAAGUCAAAAAUCAAAGAACCGAUGGGGUCUGUGACUGGAUCUUCUAUCAUUCCAAUUCUAAAUUCAACUUGAAUAUUCCUGGACUUAACAAAAAUGCCGAGGGGGUGACUGGAAGUUGUGGCUAUCAGGGUAUAAAUUAGAUCCGUGAGUUGGGGGAGGGAAGACCAGAAUUCCCUUGAAUUGUGUUUUGAUGCA